Molecule: messenger RNA, 1062 nt
Organism: Aspergillus alliaceus
Lineage: Eukaryota; Fungi; Ascomycota; Eurotiomycetes; Eurotiales; Aspergillaceae
Exons: 4
Coding region: 1-1062 (353 amino acids)
Source: RefSeq, a predicted model, not a curated record
AUGGGUAAUCAUCUAGUCUUGGUCCUCCAAGGAUCCAGUUCUGAACUUCGCUUUAUAUCUCUUUGGGCUUUUAGGGCCAAGUUCGUUCUGCAAGCAAUGUGGCAUAUCGAAUCUCCUUCUGAGGUCUCUAUACCUCCACCUGAUAUUUACAAUGAGUGCUGGAACGAGCCAUCCGAAAUCCGGACAGGGGUGCUACGACAACUGAAAGCCAUCUGUGAAGAGAUAUUAGGCAGGGAUAAGUUCCCGCCUACUUUCUGGGCAUUCUGCCAGGUUGCCGACAUUACAAGGCUAGAAGAAAUGAUUAAUGAUGUAGACUCGGCUGAUAGUCCUAGAAUCGGACGACUUUUACUAGAACCAACGAUUAAGGAUUGCGAUUCUAUAAUUGACCAAUGGCUCCAAAAUAUAAGUGUUCGCAAGAGUUCAAACUCUGGUACAAGUCAUUCAGAGCGCUCGGACAGAGCAACUCGUAAUUGCAAGAAGCGAGACAACUACAAGUGUAUUCUGACCGAGACACCGGACCCAGCGGCCGCCCAUAUAUAUCCAAAUUGCCUUCUCAAAGCCUCCACACGCCAACCGAGAACCGUUGGAAGAUUCUGGGAUAUCAUGAACGUAUUUUGGGAUGAGGGUCGCGUACAGAGAUGGAAAGCAGAAAUUUUUGGUAACGAAAGCAGCCUACAAAAGCCUCAGCAUGGAUGCUUUAACAUGCUGAGUCUCGACAAAUACGCAUACAUUGAUAAUGGAGAGCCAGUGUUCAAAACUAUUGCUUCCGGUGAUGUUUUCACCCUCAUUACCAACAACCCUGAGACUAUGCCACUCCCGAGCCAGCCGUCACUGGAAAUGCAGUGGUAUCUCCAGCGAAUUGCAGGAUUGAGUGGCGCCGCGGAGGCGGAAGGUAAUUCAGGCGAUAACGAUGAUGACGCAGGCACUACAGCCCUCCGCAAUGCCGCUAUACAGCGUACUAGAAGUAUCUAUAAUUGGUUGGGGGUUUUCACUUAUGAUGAUGAAGGCUUUACAGUCCAACAGCCGCCGAUUCAGGUCCGGCAGGUUAUGAUACACUCGUGA